Molecule: messenger RNA, 549 nt
Organism: Prionailurus viverrinus (fishing cat)
Lineage: Eukaryota; Metazoa; Chordata; Mammalia; Carnivora; Felidae
Product: 40S ribosomal protein S25-like
Cellular component (GO): cytosolic small ribosomal subunit
Molecular function (GO): structural constituent of ribosome
Source: RefSeq, a predicted model, not a curated record
GGAGACACCGCUCCUGGGAGGCCCCGGGGCAGCUGUCUGGUCUGUGGCUGGGCUUGCUUCCCUGGAUCCCAAUGCCCACGGCCCUGCCAGGGCCCAGACAGGCCAAGAAAGAAACAGGACAGCUCCACUCUUUGUCCAACAUCUCAGCGAGGCUGCAGGGGUGGCCGCUGAUCUCAGAGCUUCACAAUGUCUCCCAAGGAGAAAGAGAAAGACGCUGAAAAGCCAGCCAAGAGACACAAAGACCCAGUGAACAAGUCUGGGGGCAAGGCCAAAAAGAAGUGGUCCAAAGGCAAAGUUCGGGACACGCUCAAUGACCUGGUCUUGUGUGACAAAGAGACAUGUGCCAAACUUCGUAUUCCCAACUAGAAGCUUAGGACCCCAGCCGUCGUCUCUGAGAGACUGAAGAUUCGAGGCCCCCUGGCUGGGGUGGCCUUUCAGGAGCUCCUUAGUGAAGAACUUAGGAAACGAGUUGCAAAGUACAGAGCUCUGGUCAUUUCCACCAGAAACACCAGGGGCAGAGAUGCCCCAGCUGCUGGCGAAGAUGCAUGA